Molecule: messenger RNA, 666 nt
Organism: Galleria mellonella (greater wax moth)
Lineage: Eukaryota; Metazoa; Arthropoda; Insecta; Lepidoptera; Pyralidae
Exons: 4
Coding region: 128-637 (169 amino acids)
Source: RefSeq, a predicted model, not a curated record
ACUGCAAGUACUGCUAAGUAGAUGCAAGCGUCAUUGUUUAUUCUGAUGUACAGGAGGAUUGAGACAUCUCGUGUGUAUUAAAAUACCUAAUAAUUGUUAAAUUAAGGUUUAAUUCAUACAAAUUAGGAUGCACAUGAAAUUACCUGAAGUGAAAAGAUGCUGCUUUUGUUUGCCGCUGAGAAAAGGAAUUAUAAUAUUUGGAUGUAUAAAUAUCCUUCUAACACUGUUCGCGACAGCCUGUCUGUUUGUUACAACUGAACUACGGAAGUCUACUAUAACUAAUGGCUCAUCUUUAGAGGUGGUGACUUCAACGGUACUCUUUAGUAUCUUAGGAAUGGCUGUGAUACUGAACAUAUUGCUGCUUGUAGCUGGAUGUCAGAAAGACGCAACAAUGUUCAGAUUGUACAAUUUUUAUGGCAUAGCCAGUGUGCUAGCUACGCUGAUACCAACGUUCAUCUUGCUAUCGAGGCUACAAACUUUGGAGGCCUGCGUUACAUUCUCCGCCAUUGUGAUGCAAUGCUACGUCAUCGUAUUAGUGAGAAGUGAAAUUCUGAAGUUGGAGAAACAAACCAAGAACGACCUUGAGUCAGCGUCACCUGACGUCGUCGAUGUUCCUGACAGAGAUACUUUAUUAUGAGUUAUUUAUAAAUAAAUAUUAUAAAAAUA